Molecule: messenger RNA, 2505 nt
Organism: Poecilia latipinna (sailfin molly)
Lineage: Eukaryota; Metazoa; Chordata; Actinopteri; Cyprinodontiformes; Poeciliidae
Product: claudin-14
Exons: 5
Coding region: 787-1524 (245 amino acids)
Cellular component (GO): bicellular tight junction; membrane
Molecular function (GO): structural molecule activity
Source: RefSeq, a predicted model, not a curated record
GUGUUUGUUGAUCAGGUGUGAAUAAAGUGCAGCUUUCCAGUCAUUUAAACCCUUAUAUUGCCUGUCCACAUCAUCGCAGUAGCGUUGCAGUGUCACCCUCAAGCGCUGAGAGAAGCAAACCCACUAUAUGCUCAGCUGCUAAUCACAGGAUUAUUCUGUUUAACUAAGACUAUUAAGUGUUCCACUUUGAAAUGGCGUCUCCCACGGGCAGACCUUGGAGAGGAUGAUCCCUCCGCCGCAGGGAUCACACAGACAGCCGAAUGCUCCACGAGCGACCCAGGGGAAGGGCUGAGAAAAUGCUUUUGUACGGCAACAGGAUGUCACGGUAGUCUACGCUCGGGACACAGACGAAGAAAGAAGGAUGAACAGCAGGAAGAAGACCUCAUCUGGCUCCUUAUGCCGCACAUAAAUUCAAUCAGUUCUGGACCCAGCAGCCAGAAUCUGUCUGCAGCCCCUCACCUUCAAACGUCCUGCAGAGCAGUGAAAUAAUUUCACCGACUUAAAGUUGUGCUCUCAGCUCAGAGGAGAGAGCGUUUACCAGGUGAAGCUGAACACUGCUCUCAUUAGUCACACACACAGCCACCUGCCACUCACCAGAGACCGAUGACGCCGGAGCGCUGAAACUUUCCACAGCUAUUUCUGCGCACGUUCAGAAGAGACACUUGAGGAAUGGCUCAGGCUCCGUGACCGCUGGUAAGCUGGGAGGAACAUGCUGCUGCUCCGGGGACGAUAAGAGGAGUAAUCCUGACUGAAUUUCAGCCCUGGGAACUUUCCAGCGCUUCGAUCAUGGCCAGCAUGGCGGUCCAGCUCCUCGGCUUCUUUCUAGGACUUUUGGGCUUUGCAGGAACCAUUGUCACAACUUUGCUCCCUCACUGGCGCAGCACAGCCUACAUGGGAUCCAACAUCAUGACAGCCACUGCCUACAUGAAAGGCCUGUGGAUGGAGUGCGCCUGGCACAGCACGGGCAUUUACCAGUGUGAGCUGUAUCGAUCUCUGCUGGCGUUGCCCCCUGACCUGCAGGCUGCUCGGGCUCUCAUGGUGCUCUCCUGCAUCUCCUCCGUCUUGGCAUCUCUGGUCGCUGUAAUGGGGAUGAAGUGCACCCACUUUGCUCAACGUUCAGUGGUCAAAUCCCCCCUGGUCCUCAGCGGCGGGGUCGGUUUCCUCUGCGCUGGCCUCCUCUGCCUCGUCACCGUUUCCUGGACCACCAACGACGUGAUCAUGGAUUUUUACGAUCCCUUUCUUCUCAGCGGGAUGAAGUACGAGAUCGGCUUGGCUGUGUAUCUUGGCUACGCCUCGUCCUUCCUCAGCGUGACCGGUGGGCUGGUGCUGUGCUGGAGCAGCAGAGAAAGGUCGCAGGGUCGCCUCCGUGCGCAGACACAUCAACCUUCAGCUCCUCCACCUCCUUUCAACAACCUAAACCCCCCUGCUCCUCUCUACAGGCCCCCUGAGGCCCUGAAGGACAAUCAUGCACCCUCGCUUUGCUCCCUUUCUAGCAGUGGAUAUCGGCUUAAUAACUAUGUCUGAAAACGUGGAGAUAAUAACACAUAUCUUAAAAAACAACCCACGUCAAACCAAAAGAAGAAUAUCUAAUUUUUCUGCUGAAAGACCUCGUUUUGAAUUGAAAGCAAAACUCUGAAUUAUUGAGCUUUCAACUGGAACGCUUGUCCUGUUUGUGAUGCAUCAGAUUGGCCAGUAGGUGGCAGCAUGUUACAGAAAACAGAGGAUACAAACCGGACUGUUGGUUCCAGUUUCAGAUUCCAGUUUCUUUCUGCACUGAAUAAAAUAAACAUCAAUUAGUGAAGGUUAACCCAUUCUCCUUGUGGUAAAAAAAAAAUAAAAAGUUUCCAGAUUUUUAUUUUUUUUUAUUUUUAUUUUUCACAUUUGCAAAGCUAAAGUUUGGUGCAAGUCCUGUAGAGUUAGACAGCAAACUAAACUUUUUAGGUCGUGCAAAACGCCAUCAUUUUCACAGAUUUUAGUCCUGCUUAACACUGACAGGGUCUUUUGUUUUCUCAGAAGUAAAUGUUCAUCCAUCAAUUUAGUUUUUGAACAUUUGUUCUUUUCUUUCUUUAUCUUAAGCAAAUAUGAAAUAAAACUAUAUUAACAGUUAUAUUUCUACUAAGACUUUAAAUUUAAAGUCAUUUGAAAGAAAUGGAGACUGUAUCUCGUGACAUGAUGGCUUUCCUUUGUUCUUUAAGUCCAGUAAGUAUCACAUUUGAAUUAAAUUCAGUUUAUUUUUACAGCACAAAUUGUCAUCUAAAUGCACUUUAUAAAUCAAAAAGUCAUUUCAAAGUAAUCAUGCAGACAGAUUUGAAGUAAAGUAGAAGCAUUUCAAACUGAUUGAAUAUUGUUUGCAAAAGUUAAGUUUUCAGUCAUUACAAAAAAUAACUUAUGAGGAUGUUCUUAAAUUUUAUUACCAUUUUGUUUCCUUAAGACUUUCUAAUUUUCCUAAUAUACCUUCUGAUGUUUGCAGGAACCACUAGGUGGCAAUAAAGAUCUACAGAGAGA